Messenger RNA from Ramularia collo-cygni, 1572 nucleotides. RefSeq lists its product as uncharacterized. The transcript is spliced from 4 exons. NCBI's taxonomy places the organism in Eukaryota, Fungi, Ascomycota, Dothideomycetes, Mycosphaerellales, Mycosphaerellaceae. The coding region runs from base 1 to 1572 and encodes 523 amino acids. The record is from RefSeq and is a predicted model, not a curated record. Gene Ontology annotation, molecular function: cholinesterase activity.
AUGCUUUUUAUUAGCCGUAUCACGGCAUUUGUUUCUUUCGGUGCUGCUGCUUUUGCUGCUGGACAUCCUCGGGUUGAAAUUCGGAAUGGGAGUAUCAAGGGAAAGACUCUGACUAUUGCCAAUGCUACUGCGAAUGCUUACUUGGGAAUUCCUUUUGCGAAGCCACCGAAGAGAUUUCAAGCUCCUGAAGUUGCGGAUGUCAUUUCUGGAGAGUACGAUGCGACUUCUUGGAAGAGCAGCUGUAUGCAGACUGGAAGUGGAACUGGUCUAAAGCAAUUCACCGGGAAUACAAGCAUUCUCGACGAGUUUGCCAUCGCCGCUUAUAACGCCACCAACAGCGAGGACUGCCUCUAUCUAAACGUCUUCGUGCCCCCCAACGCAACCUCAACCAGCAAACUCCCCGUCCUCUUCAACAUCUACGGCGGAAAUCUCCAAGCAGGUUCCGGCUCGCUUGCAGUAUUUAACGGCGUCCCAUUCGCAGCCCACCAAAACGCCAUUGUCGUGACAUUCAAUUACAGAGUCGGCGUCUUUGGCUUCACUCCCUCUCCGGAGCUGGAGCAAAAGAAUCCAGGAUUCCUCGACCAACGUCUUGCUCUUUCGUGGGUACACAACAAUAUCGGGUCUUUUGGAGGAGAYUGCGAUGCCAUUACGCUCAUGGGGCAGUCGGCUGGUGGGUUUUCUGUGAAGCAAUUGUGGGCGAAUCCUCCCACACCAUUACCUUUCCGAGCGGUGAUUAUGGAGAGUCAGAGUUUGACUGCUCCGAUUGAUGGCUGGCCUGCUUUGACGCAGUUGACGAAUUGUUCUACGGCUAUUUCUCCACUCGCAUGCGUCCAAGCAGUCGACGCAGACACCCUCGUCUCCCUCUCCCGCAGCAACUCCCUCUCUUUCCCACCCACGGUAGACCACAUCACGCACACCGAUCACAUCGAAGUCGCAAUCGCCCAAGGCAUCCCCGCUAAAGUUCCCAUUCUAAUCGGCACAAACGGCAACGAAGCCGCAUCUCUYGUGCCCGGUCUAWCGAAAGAACAAAUCAGCCCAUUAUGGGCCAUCACAGUGGGUUCCACGACUCCAUCUUUCGAUUCCCUUUACAACGCUACUGUGGAUACUUGGGGCAAUCACACCGCUAGCCAUAUUUACAACCAAUAUGGUUUUACUUGUCGUGCGGAGAUUUUGUCUACUCGGGCCGCGGAGAAUGGAUAUCCUGUUUGGAGAUACUUUUACAAUGCUACGUUUCCGGAAUGGGAUGCUUAUCCCGGGGAGAGUGCCCAUGGUGCUUUUCACGGAGCUGAGUUGGCGUUGCUUUUUGGGACGUAUUCCCGUAAUGGAGGCGCGACAACUUCCAGGGCUGAACGUGUCUCGUCCUAUCUUCAAGACACUGUUGGAAAGUUUGUGAAAGAUCCAAUUUCUGGACUCGGUUGGCCUGCUGUCAACUCCCAGCCGGAGUAUCUCUUGAAAAUUGACAAUCAGAGUAAUGAGGGUACGGCUGAUGUGGUCAUCAGUAAUGGAGUCAUUGAUGAAGACUGUGGACUUUUCAGCGGUUUACAGAUUUCUACUGGGGUUGUUAAAAUCUAG